Molecule: messenger RNA, 2495 nt
Organism: Canis lupus familiaris (dog)
Lineage: Eukaryota; Metazoa; Chordata; Mammalia; Carnivora; Canidae
Gene: CCNDBP1
Product: cyclin D1 binding protein 1
Exons: 11
Coding region: 126-1208 (360 amino acids)
Biological process (GO): regulation of cell cycle
Cellular component (GO): nucleus
Source: RefSeq, a predicted model, not a curated record
CCGGGCGAGUUGUUGCCGGAAACGAACCCGGACCUGAGGCUGCCGGAAGCGGAGCGCCCGCUGCCCUGCGGCCCUGGCAGCCGCCUCGGCCGCUCUCGUCCGGAGGUUCCAGGCGAUCUCCUGAGAUGGCGAGCACAGCCGCACCUACAGCCGCAGUCCCCACCCUAGAUCCGCCUUUGGAGCAGAUCCGGCGCUUGGCAGUGGAGCUGCGGUUGCUCCUGCCUGGCGUGCGGGUUGGCGAAGCCCGGGAGACCACCAAGGAGUUUAAUGCUGAGACGUUUUGGAGGAGACUCAACCGGGCAGCAGAGAACGUGUCGAGGGAAGCCACGACCCUGACUGAAGUCUUCUCUCGAGUUCCACUGCCCUCUCCGCAGGAAACCCAGAGGUUCUGUGAACAAAUCCAUACUGCCAUCAAGGAAAUCAUUACAGUAUACUAUUCACUUCCCAAGGAUCAAGGAAUCACCCUGAGAAAGCUGGUACGGAAUGCCACUCUGGACAUCGUAGAUGGAAUGGCUCAACUUGUGGAUGUGCUUUUCAUAACUCCAGCUCAGAGCCUAGAGAACAGUGACCUUAUUUCCUACAACAGUGUCUGGACUGCAUGCCAGCAGGUACCUCGAAUACCAAAAGAUAACAAAGCUGCAGCCCUUUCAAUGCUGACGAAGAAUGUGGAUUUUGUGAAGGAUGCACAUGAGGAAAUGGAGCAGGCCGUAGAAGAAUGUGACCCAUACUGUGGCCUCUUAAAUGACACUGAGGACAACUCUGACAACAAUGGUGAUGAAGAGAAUGAUGGGUUGGGGUAUCCAAACAAUCGGGACUUAUAUUGGUCAGAAGAAGAUCAAGAGCUCAUAAUCCCGUGCCUUGCACUGGUGAGAGCAUCCAAAGCCUGCCUGAAGAAAAUCCGGAUCUCAGUGGCAGAGAAUGGUAAGAAGGAUCAGGUGGCCCAGCUGGACGACAUUGUGGAUAUUUCUGAUGAGAUCAGUCCUAGUGUGGAUGAUUUGGCUCUGAGCAUAUAUCCACCUAUGUGCCACUUGACUGUGCGAAUCAAUUCUGCGAAACUUGUAUCUGUCUUAAAGAAGGCACUUGAAAUUACUAAAGUGAGUCAUGUGACCCCACAGCCAGAAGAUAGUUGGAUCCCUUUACUCAUCAAUGCUGUUGACCAUUGCAUGAACAGAAUCAAGGAACUUACUCAGAAUGAACUUGAAUUGUGAGUUUUUAGGCUCAUUUGUAUUCUUUUCUCUCCUUCCCUUACUAUCACAGGUAGCCUCUGAAGUCUGCUUUUAAAACAGAGCUAGAAUGCUCUCUAGAUCAAAAAGGAGUUCCUGUCUAUACUUGUUCAGAGACAUUAUUACCAAAGAUUAUUGGUUAGGCCAGACUGGCAGUUAUUUAUAAACUGUAUGAGUAUGAUAUAUUUUUCUGUGCUAGAUAAAAAAGGCAAUUGCAUGAGUUUGUGUUCCUGAAUGGUAUUUCAGAGAUUCCUGCAGAAGCUGCCUCAUUCCCUAUUUGCAGUAAAGUGUGUUGUUUGAUGUUAAACAUGUUGUUAGUCAAAAAAAAAAAAAAAAAAAAAAAAAAACAUGUUGUUAGUCUUAAUAAAAUGCUGACCUGCUGGUAGUUCAAUAAGUAUUCUUCCAAAGUUUCUUUCUACCAGAAAUACAAUGGAUUCAGACUAGCAUAUCGCCUUUAUUUGGAUUUAUAGGUCUAAAGAUUUGAUUCUGAUCAGGACUGAAUUUAGAACAAAAACACUUGACUUUAAUUUAUUUAGAGAUGACUUCAAAGCCCCGUUGAGUGCUUCAGUGUGUUAUAUAAUAUCCUUAUUCUUAUAAUUAAGUCCUUCUGAAUAUUAUUGCAUCCAUGCUUCUAAAAUUAUUUUUUUGGUAUUGAGCUCACAUAUUAGGUUUGUCCACUUUAUUGAGCAGAUUUGUUUUUCUUACAUAUGUUUGUAUUAUUGUUAUAUAUUACAUGUCUCUCCAAAUGUAAGUACAAAAUUUUUAUAAAUCAAAACUUUGUAAGUGUAUUAAAAUAGGUUAUAUAAUUUUAAGGGCCUUUUCAGUUUAAGGGCCUUUUCCUUUUGCACAACCAUCACCACUUAAUUAUAAUUUUGCAUGUGUCUAGAAGAUCACAUAUUGGAAAGCAAGAUAAACCUGUAUGAUGUGUAUUCUGGUGACCUGACUUGGGUUUUAUGCAUGUACUGCGGGUCUCCACAACAUCUAAUGCCAGUCCUUUUCCUUGCAUAGAUGUAACUUAGCCCAUCUGCCCUUCCGAUGUCUCCAUGGUCUUUUUAGGUAUAAUCAGCUAUAGCAGUCAUUCUUUUGAGCAAAUAGUGUAUACUUGGGUUGAAAUUCCUUAUGUCAAAUGAGUUUUAAUUUACUCUUAUCAAGUGCCAUUUUGUACUUGUAAUAAGAGUCAGAAAGAGAAGGAACUAAAGUCAGAGAGUGUCAAAACAAGUAAUGUAAACCAAAAAAAAAAAUAUAUAUAUAUAUAUAUAACUUUGUACAAAA